This is a messenger RNA of Amoebophrya sp. A25, 910 nucleotides long. NCBI's taxonomy places the organism in Eukaryota, Dinophyceae, Syndiniales, Amoebophryaceae. The record is from the annotation of a GenBank genome assembly.
AUGCAGCAUGCUUGCGAGAUGGUUCAGGCGUUGCUCAAGACGCAGCAGGGCAUCGCGAGGACUCCCUACAACGAGAUGUGCGUCCAGAUUCUGAGCGUCCUGCAGAAACAGGGCUACAUACGAGGCUUUACAGCAGAAGGGCAUCGGCUGAAUAUCUUGCUGAAGCACUACCACGGAGGCCCAGUGAUCCGCAACGUACGGGUAGUUUCCAAGCCUAGUCGAGACAUAUGGGUUCAUCCUUACGAGCUAAAAGCGCAUACUGCCUUCAACACAGGGCUCUGGCUUAUUCAAACACCUUAUGGCAUACUGUCACACCGGGAUUGUCUAGAGAUGGGCAUCGGCGGCAAAGUCAUAUUCGCCAUAAACAAUGGGCAUCAGCAUUGGUGCUGAAGCCGAUCUUCCAUGGCUGCCCUUUUCUCAGGGUCAGGAUCACCCGGAAGUAAGAGAGUGCGGAGACGGAAUCGACUGUUUCUGUUAUUUGUGACAACAUGAAUGAAGAUUUCGAUGUGAUGUCAUUGCGGGAAAGAGUGGUGGUCAGUGCUGAUUUAUUGAGACCAAGGCUUCACCCUGAUCGAUGCUGCCACCGUUGACGAAGAUGAAGAACUCGUCCUUAAGUAUUCAGGAGACGCGAGAAGAUGCAGAUCUUGGUUGAUGAUCGGCAGACUAGUACACGAAACGCAAACGAGACCAUCGGUUACACUUGCUCCAAAUCAGUGAACAAGCAGUAUUGAAAUUGAUUCGCUCGAAUCUAGUGAAUCUGUACUCAGUUUUUCUGUAUGGACUUCAUCAAAUUGUAUAGGAUUCUCAUAGUGGAGGCUGCCACCAUCUCCAAAGCGCAUCAAGACGUCAACGAAGGAGCAUCGUACAGCAGGAUCGUUCUAAUAAGGUCGUGGCCCAAUCUCUAUGACAU